Molecule: messenger RNA, 4656 nt
Organism: Ixodes scapularis (black-legged tick)
Lineage: Eukaryota; Metazoa; Arthropoda; Arachnida; Ixodida; Ixodidae
Product: microcephalin
Exons: 15
Coding region: 205-2568 (787 amino acids)
Biological process (GO): mitotic cell cycle
Source: RefSeq, a predicted model, not a curated record
UGUUCCUUCCUCGUUUGUCCUCGUCUCUUUGUGCGCGAUUUUAACCAUGUUCUACAGUGGCUAUUUCUUUUUUGGCCGCUUUGGCAAUUUUUCGGCUUGGCCACAGUCGCCACAGUGGACCUGGCAACCCUGUGCCGCCUGUGCCCGUUCCAUUUGACGAAGAGCGGGACAGCCGAUUGCAGCGGUUGUAGGCGCAGGUUGUAGAUGCCGCGGCCAAAAGAGAAGACCAGGAAGACUCGGAAGCUUAAGCAGACGGACAGAUCGAGCAACAAAAAUGACCUUGCCGGAUAUGGCAGUUCAGAGAUUUUGUGUGGACACUCCAAACCAGUCAGCAUCAGUGGUUUGUCAACAUCGGGUGCUGAUUGUUCGUGGACACGCAGCAACGUGGUGGGGUCCUCCAAGGGAGGUAGAGCCGAGAAAGAGAAUCAACAUUGUGAGAACAUUGCAGAAGACACUUCGUUCAUCUCAGAGACCAGGGCUUCAAGGAGUGAGUUGGAUUUGUCGAAGCAGGUGCUCGAGAUUACUCCAAAGAAAGUUCUUAUAUACAGUAAUGGCCAUGGCAUUGAGUCGCCAGCAAAGAGGCAACAUUUACACAUGCCCAGUCCUCCGAGUUUGAGUCCGCCACGAGUGUGCUCUCCAUCCUCUGCUGUGGCCUCUCCCGAGGUGCCAUUGUCCCCCAUGUCACCCGGGGACUUUUCGUUCAGCGGACAAUCAACUUGCGAUGAUGGAGGUGUUGGGGAACAGGUGUCGGCCAUUGUUGACAAAUUGUCCAGGGGUAAGGUGUUCAAUGAACCAACGGUCGACCAGAACAAGUAUUCGGAUGAGCCAGCGAACCCAAAUGGCCCCCUCAAAGGUAUGAAAGUAUAUGUGGAAGUUCGAUCCGGCACCGAGGACAUCUCGCACUUUGUGGCACCAUUACUGGAGAAGCUGGGUGCCACAGUGCGCAGGACCAUAAGUCCCACAGUGACCCUUGUGGUGUUCAGCAAAGGCCGUGUCUCAACUCGAAACAAGGCCCUUCAAUGGAACAUCCCCCUCGUGAAUAUGCUCUGGGUUGAAGAGUGCCUUGCCCAUUGUAAGUUGGCUCCACCAGAAAAGUUCCCAGCGAAUAUUCCCGAUGCCUACGCCUGUCCUAUCCUGAGCAAAAAGAUUAGGAAACCCAAGUCUUGGCUGACCAAGAAGCCUGUCUACAGUAUUAGAAGGGCCAAGAAAGGCUCCCCAGCCUGUCAGCAGCAGGAUAGUCCGGUCACUCCCCCAGCUAUGAGUCCAGGGAGUCUGUCAACACCACUUGUUCAGACUUCACCAAGGAAUGCCUCACAUCAGCUGUUGACUACUCCAUCUAAGUUCACAGUUUCUAGCACUAAGGUGUGGCAGGCAAAGACGUCAUCGCUGCGCUCACCUUUGUCCGAGCGUUCCAUGCGCACCAACCUCCUCAAGUUUCGGGCGGAAAGUGCUCGUAAGCUGGCAAACCUCAAGGCCACCUCUGUGGAUGUAUGUCCAUUAAGCGUGAAUGAAGAUGGAAAUGAGAGUGGCAGCAAGGAUGACGGCCCAGCAGCAGUGGAUGCAAACCAAGGUCGCAAACGGAGGCUGUUUGUUCCUGUAAACAAGGGACCUAGCACAUCACCUGAGCCUUUGAUUGUCGCCAAGAAACCUGAAAAUUAUCCUGACGAUGACUCCGAUGAGGAGCUCAGUCCGCUUAGCGUCCGGAUUGGGGCCCUCUCGUUCUGGUCUGCUAACAAAGUCACAGAAGGUCCUUGCUGUGUGGGUGGCGAAGACUUGCGGUGUAAGAAGCGACUCGAGAUGGCGACUGACAAGGAGAUCGGUCCGUCUUCUGCGUCAGCAUCACCGGAUGAAAGUGACUCGGGUUUUGAUGCCAGGAAAAGUCGCACCAGUCUGGAGGACUUUACGGUUUGUUUUAAGCCAAAAAAACAAAAGAGAAAAAGAGUAUCGACAACAUGGAUCGAAGACUGUCAUUACUUUUUGUCAAAAAGCAGUGACAAGAGACCUUCAAUUGUUAUGACCAAUGUGCAACUGGGUGACAGGGAAGCAAUCUGUGGAAUUGUAUCAAAAUUGGGUCGGUUUCAAGUGGAAGACGAUGUGACAGAACGAACAACGCACCUCAUUUGUGGAGAAAAGCUGAGGACCCUCAACCUGCUCUUUGCCAUGGCAAAGGGAUGUUGGAUCCUUCCUACAAAGUGGGUGUACCGGUCUCUGGAAUCUGGGUACUGGCUUGACGAAGAUCCCUUUGAGCUGUCAGACAUGUUUCCUGCUGUUCGAUUGAGCAGACUGGAUCGGCAGAAGGCCAAGAAGAAACGGAACAAGAAAGGCCUGCUCACUGGAAUGGGCAGCUUCUAUGUGUCCCACAAAAGCUCCCCUCCGCACAGCAAAAUGUGUGCCCUCAUCAAAAUUCUUGGUGGCGAGCUGACCUCUUACCAGCACUGCGAUGUUGCCCUGGGUCCCAUUGAACCAUCCAAGCGACUGCCUGGCAUCACUCAUGUCUCGGAAAAGUGGUUACUAGAUUCUGUAUCUGACUAUUCUGACCAGUUGUACACCAGAUACACGAGCGACUGACAGAUUCCACCGUACCUUCACCUUCACCUUGUGGUCUCAUGGACAAAGCAGUGGACUGCUGCUAUUGACAGAGGAUUGGCAGGGUUCCCACCUCUCCUUAAAGGGUAACUGCAAAGGAAAAAAAGGGUUUUCUUAAACAGCUUAUAUCGGACAAGCAUGUUACAAAACAAAUCUUCCGCGAAAAAAAAAUUUUUUCUAGCAAUAUUUACGCUGCAGGACAUAAUUUAGUCGGAAUCACUACUUUUCCACAUUUGAAACUCCCGCUCUUUAGACGCACGCGGUGUGGCUGCUAUAAGUCACUCCGUGACUUAUAGCAGCCACUACGUGACGUAUAAUACCAACUUUGUGGCGCACAAUUUAAAACUGACGAAAUAGCCACAAACUAAAAUCAGUCUCGCGCAAUAAAUAUUGCUGUAAAAAAUUUUGUUUUUGGCGGAAAAAUUGUUUUCUGACAUGCUUGUCCCAAUUAGGCUGUUUAAAAAUACACUUUUUUUUCUUUGCAGUUAAAACACUUCAAAAUUUGAAAUUGCCAUUCUCAGGGCCUUCGAAGUUUUUGAAUUUCAUUAAAGGGGGAAACUACCCAGAAAAAACUAUUUCUGCAAAAAACGGAUUUUGAAAAAAUGCCAUAUUUACAUCCACCAACAUCUAGAGAGUAUUCCCAGAAAGUUUCAUUAGCUUGCAUUGCUUAGUUAAUUUUUUAUUAAUUAUUUUUGGUCCAUUGCUGCUGAAGAAAAGAUAAGGGUUGGGCACUUUGCAUUUUUCUACAAUCCACUUUUUGCCAUAAAUUUCACUUUAGGAACACUAUUGUUUUCCUAUUACACAUUAGAAAAUUAUUUUUAGGUGGUUUUCUGGGAUAGAAUUUUGUGAGGAACAUGCCUGGCUGGUUAGUUUUUUUACUUUAACAUUCUUUUAUUCUAAAAAAAACAUUUUUAAAAAAGUGCAGACAUGAAAAUUUUUUGUAAAUCAUCUUAUGGAGUUAUAUUUAUGAAAUACAAUGCAAUAUAGCAAAAUAACUAGCUGGGUAUGUGCUAUGGGCAUUCCUAUAACUAUAUUUCACAUAAAAAUUGCACAUUUUUAUUUUAUUUUAAUACAAUAGUUUUCCUAAGCGAACACACUGACUUCCAUAUUGUAACACGUCUCAGAAUUGACAUAGGACAAUGAAAUUCGGCAGGGGUGGUCUUGCCAUUAAUAUAAACUUCCACUGCAAAUUUGAUUGAAAUCAGACAAGCGGUACUCCAAAACUUCAAUCUAGUGGACGAAAGAUUGGUAUAUCCUAAUUUGGCUUGUGUGUGUGUGUGUGUGUGUCCGACCUACGAUUUCAAAUUAUUUCCUUAAUUCCGAAACAAUUUCUACUAACUAAAAACUACUUCAGAAGAACAGUGCUCAUCACUGUUGAUUUAAAAUUAAUGGGAUCCAUGUUGUUUCAGGAGACUUUAAAAAUCUCAACAACGAAACCGUGCUUUUUUUUUUAUGGACAUUUCAUAUUGCACGAAUUGAAAAGUUUAGAGGAUACGGUCGAAGGAGCAGGUAGUGGACUCGGGGGCCUAGAUUCCCUGUGAAGUCUUCAUUGGAAACUCGCGAUAUCUGUAAAAAUAUUUUCUGAAAUGCUUCGCAUUCUGCUGGAGUUUUCUAACUUGAUGUUGUGCCAGCAUCAAGCCUUUUUUUUUAUGUCUACCCAAGUGUUCAUUAUUUUUCUUUAUGAUUUAAUCAUAUUUGUGAUUUAUUUUCAAGGGUUUACAUACUGAUAUUUGUCCUCAUACUGUAGUCUUCAACAUAGUUGAACACUGUUCUUGUAUGCAACUUUAGGACACAAUUUUAUGUUUGUGGUGCCUGAAGUAGUGACUGUUGAUAGAUCUCACUCCUAUCAGGCCACUUCUCUAAUUAUGCUAGAGUCACGAAGUUUCAGUCGUGUGUAUGUUUGCAUGCUUAAACAAUGAUUCUGGCUUUACUUUGGCAGCUGGUUUGCCAUCCAGCUUUGACAACUCUUUGGUUGAGAAAAUUUUACAUCUGUGCUGUCUGACAUGAUAUUAUGUAAGGGCCCAUUGCCACUUCUUUGAAUGAAUUGUAAUAAAUUUCUGCUUUUUCUAA